UGUUUGCUGCCGAAGUCUGACAUCAUCGCUGCUCCUCUCAAUGGAAGCUCUGCGAGUGUCGAGAGCGAGAGAGACGCUAUCAUCACUCAGGGACUGAACGGACAGAGCCGGAGAGCUGGGGUAUGAGAGCCGACAUAAUCUGGAGCCAUCCGUCCCUCCCGAGUACCCGAUCGGCUUGACAACCACCGGAUCACAAAGUGCGGAGACUCAGCUUUAAAAUAACCCAAAUAUCGGUAACAGAAGAUGGAGCUCCGAGUGGGGAACAAGUAUCGGUUGGGAAGGAAAAUCGGCAGCGGGUCUUUCGGGGACAUUUACCUGGGUGCCAAUAUUGCCACGGGAGAGGAGGUUGCCAUAAAGCUGGAAUGUGUGAAAACCAAACACCCCCAGCUACACAUAGAGAGCAAGUUCUACAAGAUGAUGCAGGGCGGAGUGGGAAUCCCCUCUAUUAAGUGGUGUGGUGCGGAGGGGGAUUACAAUGUGAUGGUAAUGGAGCUGCUGGGUCCCAGUCUAGAGGACCUCUUCAACUUCUGCUCUCGCAAGUUCAGCCUGAAGACUGUCCUGCUCCUCGCUGACCAGAUGAUCAGCCGGAUCGAGUACAUCCAUUCCAAGAACUUCAUUCACAGGGACGUGAAGCCGGACAACUUCCUGAUGGGGCUGGGGAAGAAGGGCAACCUGGUUUACAUCAUCGACUUCGGCCUGGCCAAGAAAUACCGGGACGCCCGGACACACCAGCACAUCCCCUACCGCGAGAACAAGAACCUCACCGGCACCGCCAGAUACGCCUCCAUCAACACACACCUGGGCAUCGAGCAGUCCAGGCGUGAUGAUCUGGAGUCCCUGGGAUACGUCCUCAUGUAUUUCAACCUGGGCUCCCUGCCCUGGCAGGGCCUGAAGGCAGCUACCAAGAGACAGAAGUACGAGCGCAUCAGUGAGAAGAAAAUGUCCACCCCCAUCGAGGUGCUCUGCAAGGGCUACUCCUCGGAGUUCUCCACCUAUCUGAAUUUCUGCCGCUCGCUGCGCUUCGAUGACAAGCCUGACUACUCGUACCUGCGCCAGCUCUUCAGGAAUCUCUUUCACCGGCAGGGCUUCUCCUACGAUUACGUGUUCGACUGGAACAUGCUCAAAUUCGGUGCUGGCCGCACUCCGGAGGAGGGGGACAGGGAGAGGAGAGAGCACGAAAGAGAGGAGCGCAUUGUUCAGACACGGAGCUCUGCAGCCCGAGCGCUGCCCCCCGGCCCAGUCCCCGGGGCCGCAGGAAACCGGGUCCGCACCGGACCAGAACCAGUCAUGUCGACACCGGCCUCCAGGAUACAGCAGUCCGGUAACACCUCUCCCCGUGCUGUAUCCCGUGCCGAGCGGGAGAGGAAGGUCAGCAUGCGCUUGCACCGCGGCGCUCCGGCCAACGUCUCCUCUUCUGACCUGACGGCAAGACAAGAAGUGUCCCGGAUCGCAGCCUCGCAGGCCAGUAUGCCAUUUGAGCACCUGGGAAAGUGAGGGAGGCACUGUGGCACCAGGGAAGGCGUUUAGCGUUGCGGCCAUGAUUAGUUUUUUGCCAGUUUUUUAUUUUGCAAGUGGAUAAACGACGAGGUCAAGUGUUUUUAAUCCCAAUAGAGGAGCAGCUUACUCACCUGAGCAGAGAACAAGAUCCGGAAAGAAGAAUGGAGAGCCCUCCUCCACAGUCGCGAGUGACACCACACGCAGUGGGAGGGGAGGGGGACAGCAGAGAAGCAGCUUAUUUCACUUGUGCACAUUUUUGAACUGAAGGAAGAGAACUUAGACGUGUUAGUUCAGUAGUUUAGGGGAGUACAGUAGGUGUUCUUGGAGGACAGUUAUCACUCACUGCUACAAGAAGCCUGGGUGAAUAGGAGAAGGGUUCUUUUUUUUGUUUUUUUUUAAAUGGACAUAAGUUUUUCUCUUGUGCGAGUGAGUAAGGAAAGCUUUUUGUGCAAGGUUUUAUUUCCGUCAGUGCAUGUCUUGUUUUUUUUUUUUUUUUCAUUUUUAUACAGUACAAGCAUCAAAAAACGAAUGUCGUGACUUAUGACCAGUAUUGGCCUACAUCAACUGUUUAAAAUUGUAUGAAACGAUGGGAUUUCAAACAACUUCCAUUGAUGAAUUCUGCAGUAUUUAAACAAGACACAUGUUUGGUCUGCAGUCACAACACACAUGAAGAUCCUGAGUGGUUGUGUGAAUUCAGAUUGACACACAGUCAAUGUAUCACCCAGAACUAGAAGGUGCUCCGUGGUAGAGUGUGUGUAUAUAGAGACUAUACAGUUCUGGUAAAUACUUUCACUCAAGUGAAAGACUUCAGUCCAAAUUGCUGUAAAAAAUGUUGUAUCCAACAGCCAUGUUUUUGAGCUCCCCGAUGCAUGAGUGCUUUCGUUGGUGUGCCUGUGUCUGUGUGGCUACCUGGCUCGUGAUUGUUACAUGCAAAUUAAAUGAUGGAGGGUGGAAGGCAAAUGGUUAAAGUAAGUCCCCAUCCAGAAGUCCCGGCGCUGUGUGUUGUCGUGACCGUGCAGCACCCCUCCAUGGGGAAGCAGCUGCAGUGUAGCAUGAGCACAGCAGCAUGGUAUAUCCUCACAUUAACCAUGCUGUCACCAGAUUUGUAAGAGACACCACUCUCCAAUAAACACUGCAUUCAACAAGAAGCAAAUAAGCAGGACGCAUUGACCAUAGUGGACAUUGAAGGUCUUUGCUCUCCAACCGCAGUACUUCCAAUACACGCUGCCCUUGAAUAAACACUGCAGCUGUUUUAGGCAAUUUAAAAUACACAGCGGUGUUAAUGUGAAGAUAUACGAUACUAAAAAAAAGAAAAUCAGAUUCGUGUGACCUACAGUACAGGAACAAUAGGACACAUGACCUGAAUGCAUCUAGACCAUUACAGGAAGCAUCAGCAAUGUUUUCAUCUAUGGUUUCAGGCUUGGUUAGUGAUCCUUAAUGGGCUGUGAAGUGCAAACUUAAUUGUGUAUGAUUCAGAUGAUUGUCACUCACCAGAGCCCUGUAACAAAACCAUUUGAACACCCCCUGAACCCGCAUUUGAGAAGCUCUCCAUUCUCACACAGCAUUAACACAGCAUUUGAUGGCAAAAAAAGUCCCGCCCCUCCAAAUUUUGCUGCUUUUAAUGAAAAUAAAGUAUUUAUAUGGUUGUGGGUCCCAUGCUCUUUGUGUUGCCCUUUUAAAGACAUUUGCUGCAUUAUAGGAGGGCAAAAUUCAUGGUAUUUAGACUACGACAUUUUAACUAAUAUAUUGGAAACUGUAAGUCAAGCUCUUUCAAAUCCACUAUUGUAUAUGCAUAUGCAGAAGUGUCAUUCGUGUUUCUUGAUUCACCUUGCACUGCAUAUCGUUUUAUUUAAACUCAGGCUGCAAUAAUUGACACACUUUGAAAUGACACCAGUAAGAAACAAACACAAAAAACUGACCUUUUUUGUUUGAAUCAUUUUAACCCUUUUUUUUUAUUAUUUGAAUAUUGUAUUUUUUUUUUUUUAAAUGUUGGUGCUAAACCCAAAGGAAAUUUGGAGCUCAAACUUGGUCAAAUGUGACACCCCAGUGUUGCACUUUUCAACGCCAAGAACCCAUUUGUAAAUGCAGCUGCACCUUCACCUUCUGUGCAAUCCCAUACUGAUGCACGUGACAUAACACCUGUGUGAAUCAGCUGGUAGUUUAGUGGCUUGUAUUUCAAUGUAGCAAACGUCUUUGUUUUAAAGGCCUGAAUCUCAGUGCAACAGGAUUGUCAGUGAUUGAGGGAGAGGGGGCAAAAAAACAAGAGACUGUUUUUAAAUGGAAAACAGUGACCUUGAAAUUUGCUGCACUGACUUUUUUUCUAUUUAACCCACGGAUUCUUAUUUAUUUACCCCGUCAUGUUGUUGUUUAUAAUUCACUUUAUAAUUUGAAUACUUUUUUGUGGGGGGGUUAAGGGUGAAUUUUUUUACUUCAGUGUAAAUACAAGCUUUUUUUUUUUCCUCUGUGUAGCCAAACGUGAUGUUUUAAGAUGUUACGGGGGGGUUAAAAAAAAGAGAAACAUGAGAGAGUUUAUUUGGGAAACGGGAUGCUGUCAUACUGUUGCUGGUAUUGUUAUUUUGAACUGCCUUGUUUUUUUCAUGAUUUAAGUGACCAGAAGAAUGAGUAAUACAACCACUCCAAUUUGUAUUUUACAUAUUUAUAGAUGUAUAGGUAUCUAUCAAAUUACUUCUGUUAAAACAGGUUUUUAUUUAAAUCAUCAGUCUGCUGGUUUUAUUUAUCUGGGUAUCUUCACAAGGUUUGGUGGGUAUGAAGCAUUAUUUUAUGUUACAGUACAUGACUUGUUACAGAAAUGAUUUGAUGCAGUGCAGUACUGCUGUGGUGUUCUGCGCUAUGACUAGGCUAUAGGGCUUCAACACAUAUCAUAUAGACUCUGAUUGGCAGGUGUGACAUUAUGAACUCGGCACAAUGGAUAUCCAACCCUGUUCCCAUUUCAUACACACCCAGGCAAUUCAAACCGAGGACACACCAAAACGCACUUUUUUUUUUUUUUUUUUUUUUUUUGCUUUUUGCAUUUAUUUUAUCAAUCUUUAGAUAAAUUGAACACCACUGAAAAUGAGUGGUUGUUUAGAAGUUGGUGCCUGGUUUCGCCGUCCUUGAUUUACCAUUGGAAUACCUGCUGUUAAAGUUGGCUAAGAUUAGUGCUGAUCUGGAACAGUGAAACCUGCAGUAAAUGAAAGAACCAACAUUUAACAGCAUUAACACUGGUUGAAAUUUUGCAGGUGUUUUGGCACACUUGUUGACCCCAUUUAUUGUUAAAUUGAAGAAAAUUCAGCUCCACAAUGAUGAGGCGAGUAGCAAACAUCAGAACUAAAUGGACUCGUGCAUUGCCUGCUGUAUACAGGAAACGCGCCAAACCCUCUAGCCUGCAGAAAACAAAGAGAUGAGUGGGGGUGGAGUAUAUUUAUUCAAUGUAGUCCAUAUUUUAUAGGCAAAGUCAAAUUCUGCAGGAUUUACAUUGUAUUUGAACCUGAACAGGUUACUUUUAGCAUCGUGUUUUUAAUUAUUUUUGUUUAAUGAUCCCGUUUGACUGAGUGACAACGUGUAUUGCGUGGUGAAUCUUGUACAGUUCUUUGUUUAACACUGUUUAACUUUAUUUACAACAGUAUUUGUGUAUAUUUUAUGAAGUAAUAAAAAAAUAUAAAAAACCA
This is a messenger RNA of Acipenser ruthenus (sterlet), 5165 nucleotides long. RefSeq names its product casein kinase I. Bases 244 to 1494 code for a protein of 416 amino acids. The record is from RefSeq and is a predicted model, not a curated record. Gene Ontology annotation, biological process: peptidyl-serine phosphorylation; signal transduction; endocytosis. Gene Ontology annotation, molecular function: protein serine/threonine kinase activity; ATP binding. Lineage: Eukaryota; Metazoa; Chordata; Actinopteri; Acipenseriformes; Acipenseridae. The transcript is spliced from 11 exons. Gene Ontology annotation, cellular component: cytoplasm; nucleus.